GCAAUGCAAUUUUUCAAGUUUAUGUAUUCUUUGUACGCAUGGUCCAGGUUUUAUAUAAAAUGCGGUUUAACAAACGUGCGAAUUUUAACGCGAUUGAAAUCUAUACCGUGUUCGUGUUAAAUGUCAUGUUAAAACGAAAAUAGGGGUGCAGUUUUCUUUUUUUCUUUUUCGCUUCACCGAUGGACAAGACAACAUUUACACGUGUAUCGAAUAAAAUAUCAUGAAGUUUUUAUAUAUAUAACAUCCACAUGGAUUAUUAACAAAUAUUUUGUGAAAAUGAAAACGACAAAAGUGUGAUAAUGCGGAUGGAAAAUGAUAGGACAUGAAAUUUAGAAAAAGGAAGUGAUUCACUUAUCUCAGUACUUAAAUGAGUACUUGAAAUAAGGAAACUGCCUCUUUCGCUUGCCAAGUUUAAAGUUUCAAUUGAAGUUCAUGAAUUCUGAUUGUUUAACAUCUGUUUGCAGGGAAACUGACAUUUUAUGAACAAACAAGACUAUGUGGAUCUGUUUCGGUCAUCGUAAAUGGAACAGAUGAUAUUGACAGUUGCUUAAUGGAAAACGAAUGUCAAGAACUGGAGAGAAGGAGUGAACCGAUAACAACUAGAAUUAAUUCAAAGAGGCUUGUUUCUUUAGUGUCAAAAUGCGGACUGUGUGGAUAAGAAACAAAUUUGCCUUAUUUUUGCUGUGUGUUGUCAUACUGGCUUGGAUAUCUUUAUCCACACUAUCUUCAGAACAUUUUCACAAGACAAGUGAUGGUGAUCCAAGACAGAAAGUGUUAAGAAUGAUAGAUGUACAAGGCAGCCGUCCUAAUCUAGAUAAAACUGUACUAAGAUACUCAUCCACGGCUUCUGCAGAUAAUGUUUUAGAAAAGAUCUCAUCCAUUGCAAAAUCUAUCCACAAUGCGAAGAAACAUGUUAGAGGAUCUAAAACGUCAGAUUUUCUUAAACAAACUACAGAAAUGAUUGACUCUCUUUUAAUUGAUUUAAAUGUAAAUCCAGCUUCAUUAUACAACAGAACAAUCUACGAGCCUAAGCAUGUGUGUCCUGAAAAGUAUAUGGGAACUACAUUUGGUUAUCCUUACUUCUAUAAAGGAUUUGAAACAACCAACUGUGAACAUGGUGUUGCCGUAUGGAAACUUGUUACAGUAAUAAAACAUGUUGAGAUUUUCAAACGGAAUUCCGUAUCUACUUUAAAAGAGACUGAACAAUUAUUGUCGUCAGUUUAUAAAAUGAAUUCGAAUUUCAGUGUAAUACUUUCCGCAAGCAAUGCGGAAUAUUUUUCUGAUAUCAAAAGGUUAUAUCCAAUGCUUUCUGUAAUAGACUCGAAAGGUCUUGCGGAGGGGUCAGCUUUAAACCAAAUUGUAAGUACAGUUAAAACUCCGUACGUGUUUCUUGCAAGAAACAUUCAGUUCUUUACCAAUGAUUCUAGAUUGGAGAGGCUAAUUAGAGAGAUAGAAACAUUAGGUGUAAAAGUUGCUGCAGGUGCCGUUAGAAAUGCAGACGGGCAAUGGAAGAAAGGCUGUUUUCAGUCUAUGUAUAGAAAUUAUACAUUAAAAUACUUGGAAGGAUACGAUGAGUCCUUGCAUGAAUGCUUAUUUUGUGACUAUGUUCAGGGACCUUUUGUGACUUCGAAAAAAUAUUUAGAAAAAAACGAAUUUGAAAAUUUAAAUGAAACUGAAGGUUUAUUUGAGGAAUGGUUUCUACGGAUGACACAUAAAUCCGACGAAGCUAUCACGUGUCCAGAUUCCAUGUUUCAUGUUAAAUGGAUAAAUUCUCAAAAAUAUGGUAUGUUAAAAGAAUUUAUGCAAAAAUGGGAUUUGUUCAAAAUUGUUACACCAAAUGGAAGCACUGUAACAAGAACUUGUGAAAAUCAAUCUUACCAGUCACAUAAUACUAAGUCAUUAUCACCAUGUUCUGCUCAGUUCAAUGCCGACGCCGUAAAGAUGAUUUUAAGAACAUGUGAAGAGGCAGGUCUUUUCUGUGAACUACAGGAAGGAACGGCCCUCGGAGCGGUGAAAUUAGGUAAAACUCUUCCAUGGGAGAGGGAUGCGGACAUAACUUUCUUGACGGCAAACUAUUCUGGAUUUCAGAAUCUUAAAAGUGUUUUUAAAAAAGCAGGUUUUGGUUUUUCCGAUCUGGGAGCCACCUGGUGCUGUGUGGAUAACAGAACUGCAGGAGGGAAAUUUAAAAUGAGUUACAAGAGUUGGAAUUUAGAAUUAUAUGGCCAGCAUAUGAUGGACAGUGAACUUUUGACAGAAAAAGGAAUCAAGCCAACGAAAGUUUUCUUGGAUGGACAAUGGGUAAAUGUACCAAGAAAUCCUGGAUUGUUUGUAAGAAACAGAUAUGGUAGAGAAAUUUAUCAGCAUGCCGAACAUUGGAUGUCAACGGGGGGCAGCAGUGGCUGGAUUAAUUAUAAAACAAAUAUGUUCAAACGAUGUUCUAAUGAAGGAGAUCAUGAUUGUUUGGACAGGUAUAAUGCUGAUGGAGAUCUGCCAUUCAUUGAAAUGCUUCCGUAAAAUAAAAGGCUAUCUGUGGUAACUGUAAUGAAUAGUUAGCACGAUGAUACAGGAAUUAACCUUUUCAACAUUUAUUUAUUUGUUUGAUUACUGGCCUGAAAAUACCAGAUCCGUACUUAGUAGAUAAUUAAACCAGUCCAAGCUAAUUGACAGAUCAUUAUGACGAUCGUAUUACCGAGUUAAAAUGCGAUUAUAUUACGUUUUUCAGUAAAUUAUCGAACUAUAUUAGAGUGAAAUAUAUUUUGUAUUUUCAAAGUGAAAAAUAUUUUUCACCGAAUAGAAACUAAAAAAUGGGUACAUUCACUAAUUGUUAAAACAAGAGUUAAAAAGAAAUUUUGUUUGUUUUAAAUGUUAGAUCGAAAUAUCUUUCACCUAUGAACAACACAUCUUAUAAUUUCACUCAUGGCUAUGCCACUCGUAAAAAUAUUGCUUCUGGUGUUCAGUCAUGAAAGAUAAUUUUAAUCUUACACUGAAACAAAAUAUCCUUUAUAUAAUUUUAUUGCCAGACGAUACACAUUCUUCUGGUAAGGUGAAAAAUUGCACACACAUUCCAGAACAGCUAUAAAUAUGUUUUUUUGGGGUAAUCGUGGUGAACAAGUAUAUCAUACAGUUUGAUACCCAUUGAUAUGAGAAAAAAAUGUUUAGUGCGACGGCAGGUCUACACUCCCGGAACGAUAAAAUUUCGACCAAUUAAAGACUUAGAUCCACUGUUAUAUCAGUGCUAUCCUUACCUGCAGCUUAUAGGUGAUAAUGUAAGAGUUAUAACUUUUAAGGUAAUGAGCUCAGCAAGGGAACAAGACAUAUUAGAGGUGUUUAUAAUGUGAACAUUAUUCUAACUUGUUUCUAGAUAUAAUUUGUAUUAUCAGUUCUCUUUGAAUUUUGUCUAGUGAAUACUUCUAUUACUGAUGUUGCUACUGCUGCUAACUAUACCACUAGGGUAACAAGUUGAAUUAAGGUAAUGAUUCACUUUUUUAAAACUUUGCCUUUAUUGUACUGGCAUUUUUAUUUUUGUGUGUAACGUUGGGAUGAAAUUUUUGGUAAAAAAGUCAAAUGUAAAUAUUCAAAUAAAGUCAUCAUCUUGGUCAAAAGUUACUCCAGCAAAUAUUUCUACCUUUUAAUAAAGUCACUGAACGUCGUAAAAUAAGAGUAUACAGUCAGAUGUAUAGUAUAUUUCAAAAUUUGAUCGUAACUUACCAAGUAUCAAUACACUUUGUUAGGAAAGCAUAUUGAUAAGAACUGAACAAUUAAAAGCUAUAUUUUACCUAGGAAAUAUUUUUUCAAAGGUGUUUAUAUAGCUAAAUAUACAUUUUGAGAUGGUUAUGUAUUGGAUAUAAUAAGUCUGAAAAAAAUGUCUUCUAUCAAAUUUAUAAUCGCUUAUGCAGUUUCAUAGCUGACUGCCAUUUUACUCAAUUUAUGACCUUGUAUUUAGGAACCAUACUGUGAAAGUUGCAACAACUACGUCAGAAUUCCCGUGGCCCACUCCAAAGAGAUCAAGACUUUAAGAAUAACGUGGGGCCUCCGUUGCCGAGUAGUUAAAGGUCCAAUACUAAGGAAAGUGAACAUUUUAAUUUCUUUUAAAAAGCACAGAAACUAUUUCAUUUUAUUGGAAAAUGAAAGUUGGUAUGUAGAAAUUCGAAAUAAAUCGCAGUAUAUGUACAAUUAUUUUUGUAUGAAGUAUGAAGAAAGUUAAAAAGACCUGGGGGGUCAUUCUGUCGAUUCAUUGAAAUUUCAACAUAAUACACAUACAUUUCUUUGAGUUCCAAAGACCUUCUGUAAAUUUUGACCUGCCAAUCUUCAUUAUUUAGUGUCUUGCAGAAGUCUAUGCACUGGCUAUGAAAAAAAUUGCCAACUCACUUUCCCUUAGUAAUGGACCUUUAAGGUCGCUGACUUCAAGUCACUUGUCCCUCACCGAUGUAGGUUCGAGCCUCACUCGCGGCGUUGAAUUCUUCAUGUAAGGAAGCCGUCCAGAUGGCUUACGGAAGAUCGGUGGUUCUACCCAGGUGCUCGCCCGCGGAGGGGAGCCUGGGGUCUUCCUCCAACAUCAAAAGCUGGAUAGUUGCCAUAUGACCUGUAAUUGUGAAAAGAUGAUGCAACGUUACUCUACUUGGUUAAGAAGUCAAAGUCGAUACAAUAAGAGUUUCGUGAACAAGCAAAUACUUUAAACGAACUAUACUAGUAAUAAUAUAUAGUGUGAGUUUUUGAACAUGUAAAUAUUUGAAUGUGCAAGUACACCUCCUGAAAAGCUGUUAAAAUUUGUACAUUGCUGACGUCAUCUGUUGAAGGACUUCAUGCAUUAAAGGAAUUGUUAUUUACUGAAAUGUUUCCUGACUUGAUAACUUUUCUAACUCCCCACUUGUUUUUUAAUGCAUUGGACACAGUAAUUAAUGAUUCAUUUGUUACAACAAUGAAUCACUUAGAGCUCUGUAACAAUCACGCAAUGGUAACGUCACAAUCAAAUGACUGUAGUACACUUAGUAAUUUAUGUAAUGUAUAAUAUAAUUUACAACCUCAUUUUUCUGUUAAAAUACUUAAUACUUAAAAUACUAUCUCCGUCAAUAUUUUUCAACUUGCACGAAGUUGCACUCAUUUGUAUCACUUUACUGUAAGGUUACCAUAUUGUAAAUGUCAUAGCUUAGUACAUUUAUGUCCAAUUUUUAAUUGUUGUUUUAUCUUAUUUUUAAAAUAUGAUAAUUUCACUCCAUGUCCAGUUUUCAGAAAAAUAUAUCAAUUUUAAAUUGACAGAUAUUAUUAUUAUUUCUACUACUAUUACUACUACUACUGCUAUACAACAUAAUAGCAACAAACCAAGAGUGGAGUUAGAAAAGUUGUAAUGUAUAUUUCUUGUAACGUUAGAUUGCAAAGGCAGCUCUCUAAUUAUUUAUACGUUAUGUCGUUUCAUGUGUUAAGUUCUAAUAAAUUUUAUUUCCUGUU
Messenger RNA from Mercenaria mercenaria, 5445 nucleotides. RefSeq lists its product as uncharacterized. Gene Ontology annotation, biological process: protein O-linked glycosylation via mannose. The coding region runs from base 640 to 2514 and encodes 624 amino acids. Gene Ontology annotation, cellular component: Golgi apparatus. The transcript is spliced from 3 exons. The record is from RefSeq and is a predicted model, not a curated record. Lineage: Eukaryota; Metazoa; Mollusca; Bivalvia; Venerida; Veneridae.